AGCAUUAUGGGGCGGCGAUGGUUUUCAGGCACACAGACGUCGACUGGACACCGCUUAUAGAAAACCUGUGACCCGCCUGAGAGCGUUAUCGUACGGACAGCGAGCAACAUUACAUUACACGCUUUGGGAGACAAAUCUGCCUCAGAGAGGUCGGCAUUCACAUCUACGUGCGAUGGUUCAGAACAGUUUGAUGAGCGCCGCGGAGGACGUGGCGGAUCAGUUCCUGCGAGUGACGAAGCAGUACCUGCCUCAUGUAGCACGGCUGUGUCUGAUCAGCACCUUCCUGGAAGAUGGCAUCAGAAUGUGGUUCCAGUGGAGCGAGCAGAAAGAGUACAUCGAGAGCUCGUGGGGAUGCGGCUUCUUCCUCGCCUCACUCUUCGUCUUAAUAAACUUACUGGGGCAGCUGGGUGGUUGCAUACUUAUACUCAGCAGGAAUUUUGUACAGUAUGCCUGCUUUGGAUUGUUUGGAAUCAUUGGCCUGCAGACCAUCGCUUACAGCAUUUUGUGGGACCCAAAGUUUUUGAUGAGAAACCUGGCACUGGGUGGUGGUCUGCUUUUACUGCUGGCUGAGUCGCGUUCAGAGGGCAGGAGCAUGUUUGCCGGGGUGCCUACAGUACGAGAGAGUUCCCCUAAGCAGUACAUGCAACUGGGAGGUCGUGUGCUGCUGGUGCUCAUGUUCAUGACUCUGCUCCACUUCGAUGCCAACUUCCUUUCUAUUCUCCAGAAUUUGGUGGGCACCGCUUUGAUCAUCCUGGUGGCCAUUGGCUUCAAGACCAAACUGGCUGCUCUCACUCUAGUCGUCUGGCUUUUUAUAAUUAACGUCUCUUUCAAUGCCUUUUGGACCAUUCCAACCUACAAGCCCAUGCACGACUUCCUCAAAUACGACUUCUUCCAGACCACGUCUGUGAUUGGAGGCCUUCUGCUUGUAGUAGCAUUGGGCCCUGGUGGAGUCUCCAUGGAUGAAAAGAAGAAGGAGUGGUGAGACUGGGCAGAUGUCAAAUGGCUCUCUUGCUCACUCUAUAGUGUGUGCUGAGAAGUAGGUUUCUCACCUAAAGCAAGUACACUAUAUAGGGAGUGAUGAGAAGUUUGAGACAUGGCCUCUAGUGAAGGACCCCAGGAACCAACAAUAUGACCCACUCUCUACUUCUGCAGCCCAGGCACUGUACUCACUUCUGUCUGAUUUCAGUGUGUCUUCUCUGUCAAGUUUAUUUCUGGGGGCACUUUUAAGCAUUUUGUUUUUGUCAUAUUUAUUAGCAAACAUCAAAGUGUAGCCUAAACCUGUUGUUCAUGUCUAUUAUUAAUAUACUCAUGAAAGGUCUGGAAUAUUUCGGAAACAGUUUAAUAGCUAAUCUUAGAAUAUUGCCCCUCCCUUCCUUGUACCUGUCACCCAUUUUUGCCCGUUGAUUUAUUGUGGUGCCAACUGCAGCCCACUGACCAAAGAAACAUUCCAUUUUCUACUUUUUAUUGUACAUUCAAAGGACCGUGGCUGCUCUGAAGAAUUUUAUUGGAAAGCUAACAUUAUCAGAAGUACUUAUUUUUAUUUGUUGGAUGUUCAUUAAUGGGUCAUUGUGAUUGGUAAGUUUUGGUCACUAGGCUGUUCAAGAACAUGUUUCAUUGCUGUGCUGGCAUUUAUAACACACUGGUUGACUUAGGCUGGUUGAUGUAGGGCUCAUGUGUGUGCUGCCUGUGCUAUUUACAGCUCAGGUUUAUUACAGACAUGAAUUGAGAGAUCGAAAUGUGGUUGGAAACAAAUUUUUUCUGUUUUCUACUGUUAAAAAAAAAGUAAGUUAUAGACAUGGAACACCCUUAAUGGCCUUUUAGAAGCUCUUUUUAAUGUUAUUUUUCACAUUGCAUUCCAAUAUGAAUAUGUUGACUUCUUAUGUCAGUAUAUGGCAUUAUUAAUUGUGUGUAUACUGUCUGUUGUCAGGUCACUUUAAAGUUUACAAGUAGCUGAAUUAUAGUAUUUUUCAAAACAAGCAGAGCAGGACGUUCGAUAAGUGAAUCCCUGUGAUUUGUCACUCAGUGUUUUUCCUCUUUGUACAAAAAAGUGCAGCAAAAACUCGGUUUUCUAAGUGUCUUAAAUAUAUGUUUUGACAAUUAUAAAGGGAAAAUAAAAAGAAAAAAGCA
Molecule: messenger RNA, 2127 nt
Organism: Colossoma macropomum (tambaqui)
Lineage: Eukaryota; Metazoa; Chordata; Actinopteri; Characiformes; Serrasalmidae
Gene: surf4l
Product: surfeit 4, like
Exons: 6
Coding region: 173-982 (269 amino acids)
Biological process (GO): Golgi organization
Cellular component (GO): endoplasmic reticulum; endoplasmic reticulum-Golgi intermediate compartment; membrane
Source: RefSeq, a predicted model, not a curated record